This is a messenger RNA of Colletotrichum scovillei, 774 nucleotides long. RefSeq lists its product as uncharacterized. The record is from RefSeq and is a predicted model, not a curated record. The coding region runs from base 1 to 774 and encodes 257 amino acids. Lineage: Eukaryota; Fungi; Ascomycota; Sordariomycetes; Glomerellales; Glomerellaceae. The transcript has a single exon.
AUGGAGUACGCCUAUUCCGGCGACUACGCGGUGCCUGCCCUGUCCAAGUCCAAGACGGAUGACACCUCCAACGCAGUCAAGGGCGGCCACAGCAGCCAUGAUACACCUGGUACAGAGCGCGAUGGUGGCGACGUUAAAGUCGACACGCCAGCCAGUACAAGACCGUCGACAGCGAAGAGACUUGUGCCCCCGCGUCUCGGGAUGGGAGCUACCCGUACUCGACGAAAUGCCCCGCAGCCUGAGAUAUCAUCCCUGUACACAUGGAUCAGGAACGUCUCUCAAGGUCCGCAGUGUCAGCAACAUACAAGCGCUCAGUAUAAGUUCUGCGAGGAACACUUUCCCAUUCCCCUUGAAGCGACCGAGUCAACUACUGAAGAAUGGCUCGAGGACAUCAAGUUACAACACCAGACAGGCUACAAGGAAGUCUUCCUCGCACACGCGAAGCUUUAUCUCGUAGCAAAUCAGUUCGAGAUUGUUGAACUCAAAAGACUUUGCUUGCACAAGCUUCGCCAGAAUCUGUUGCAUGCCCCAGGCACCGACGAGAUGCUGCGAGGCACGACCGAUACGAUUAGGCACGUUUACUCGAACACCAUAUCCCGAGAUGAUGAUCUCAGAAAACUGCUUCUGCAAUUCUGUCUCACCGAUAUGGAGUGGAUGAUGAGGGACAAGGAUCUGGAACCAGUGCUGGAGAGUGUCCCUGGUUUCGCCAUUGACCUGUUUCGCGUAAUUCCUCAUGAUUACUGGAGAGAGAUCAGAGAUGGGGGGGCUGCCUGA